This is a messenger RNA of Pelmatolapia mariae (spotted tilapia), 2582 nucleotides long. RefSeq lists its product as uncharacterized. The transcript is spliced from 10 exons. Gene Ontology annotation, molecular function: protein binding. Lineage: Eukaryota; Metazoa; Chordata; Actinopteri; Cichliformes; Cichlidae. The coding region runs from base 306 to 1880 and encodes 524 amino acids. The record is from RefSeq and is a predicted model, not a curated record.
GCUGUUCACAGAUGUUGAGGAGAGGAGACGCGGACAGUACUUUUGGUUUUACUGCAUGAAAGGAGCAGAGCGCAGCUUUAUCAAAGAGGAAAUCUUCAGCCUAAUCAUCAAAUUUAGAAAGAGCGUCUGCCUCCUGGAUCCAACUACUACAAAGCUUUCAGGCUCCUAUUAAGUUUUAUUUCCAGAUAACCAGCCGAUGACACUGCCUGACAUAUACUGAGCUGUCAGAGCUGCUGUCCACAUCAGCAGAGAGUGACACUGACAGUCUGGACGGUCUUUUUGAUCGACAUCAUCCAAAUCGGAUCAUGCAGAGACAAGGAAACAUCACAGAACAAAAACAUUAUAAAGCGAGGCAUUUAAAGCUGAAUGAUUUGAAACUGGAAGCUCAAGAUACUCAUUUGUACAAGAAGUACCUCUACAAAGACGACAUCCCUCCGUACCCCGGACCUGGAGAGGUUUCACUUGAGUUUCAUGUGUCUCGGCUGAAACACGACACAUACAGAUUAGAAGAGAUCAAGAAUGACGGAGGCUUCAAGGAUCCAAACAGCGGCUCAAAGGAUCCAGACAGACUGUCCCUGGUGUGGUGGAGUCUGGCUGUGUCACCAGAGGAGAUCCGGUCAGCUGAGAGGAGGAUCCUGGAGGAGGCCUUCCCAAACUUGACUGAGAAGCAGGCCCGGCGGAAGCAGGGCUUCCUGGUGGACUUUGCCUCCUCUCCAGCCUUCAGUGAGAAGUCCAGGUAUGGAUCGUACCGCUUCACCUUCACGGUGGAGGAGGUGCUGGAGGCCUACAGCAAGCAGUUUUGCUUCGGCCGCCCGCCCGUCAUGCGUGUUCUCAGGACUUCACUGUACAGACAGGAAGUGAUGUAUGCUGUGCUGGUCCACAGCUCAGCCAAUGACGAGCUCUUCUCUGAGUAUCCCAUCCUGAAUGACCCUCCGAACACCGUCUGUGCUUACAGGGACGGACGCUUCACCUGGAGGCCCGAGGCCAUGUGUGAGACACACAAAUAUGUGCUUUUACAAAGACGUGACAAAAACCUGAUGGAAGCUUGGGGGCCGAUUCAGGAUCCACAGUUUUAUGUUUGGGACCACGUCGCCAUCGCCCUGCAUGUGGAGGGUGGGCAGGUGCUGAAGUUUGAUUCUGAUGAUCUGAGAAAGAACCUCACGUUUUGUUGGCCUGAUGAUGUGACAGUCACACCUAAAUCUGACUUUCAACAUUACGAGGAUGCUCAAAACCUGGUCGCUCGUUUGUGGCCACUGAAGAAGGAGGUUUCACUCCAGCAGAGAAUCAGAGCAGAUCAGACUGAGACUGCAGUCCAACAACCCUGUCCACAGGACAUCCAUGCUGUGCUGAGAGAGCUGACCGCCUCAUUGGCUGUGCAGAAUGAGCGGAUCACUGUCCUACAGAGAGAGAAUCAAGAACAAGUAGCAAAGCUGGAGACCGAGAUCGACCAGCUGAAGCAGCAGUUACAAGUCAAACAGGUGGCUUUCUCAGCCUCUCUGCUGGAUCAAGGUAGUGGAGAUACUGGACCCUUUAACAUUGAGAUUAUUCUGAUCUUCAAACGUGUCGUCACAAACAUUGGAAAUGCCUACAACCCAUCCACAGGUAUUUUCACUGCACCAGUGAGAGGAGUCUACCACUUUGACUGGAGUGUAUAUGGAUAUGGAAACGUGCGUGUAGGUGCUGUGUUAUUUAGGAACGGAGAACAUAUUUUUCUUGCAUAUGAACAUCCAACAUCUGGGUGGGUGAGUGCCUCUAAUGGAGCCUCACUGCUUCUAGAGGUUGGAGAUCAGGUGUCUGUACGUCUCUUGGCUAAUGCAAGGAUGCAUGCCAAUCAAGGUCAUCAUAACACCUUUAGUGGUCAUCUGAUCUUCACCAUGUGAUAGGUGUGACAGCUCCAACACUUCCUGUUCAGACUGUCCUGUGUGGGCGGAGCUUAGCCAUUUUUAGAAAACAGGAAGUAAAUCACCUGCUGGAAUCAGUUUCUUGCUCUCUCUCUCUUUCUGGUUGGGUUCUAGUUUAGUGUUUAUUUGUUUCUACUUCUCCUCUGAUUCUACUGACUCAGAUAAUUUACUUCUUCUUCUUAUCUUUGAUUCAAAUAAAUCCAGUUAAAUGCUCAGUGAUUCUCUUCUCUUUGUCCUUUCUUUGAGUCGGCCCUUCAUAAAGUGCUGCUCCUCCAUCAGGUCAUGACUAUUUUCUAUAAGUUGGUAAACUGCAUUAUUUUUUAUUGGCUCCACUGUCCUGUGUUGGUCAGUCUGUUAUUUUGGUGACUGCUGGCCCACAUGUUUGCUUUUAACUGGAGUCUUUCCUGUUAAGUUUAGCAAAAUCCAACAGUUCCUCUUUUUUCUCUUCUUUGAUAAUCAUGCAGGUAUUUUUCUUAAACACUUAACAGAUGUUAAACUUAACUAUCAUGAUAAAAAUGUAAACAGCUGAUUUAGUUUAAUAUAAAAAUGUGUGUCAGUGCUGUGGAGGAAUUUCUAGAAGCUGAAAUGUUUCCUUAUUUUUCAUCUGAAUCCAGAUCCAGACACAGAUACCUGACUGUAAACUUACUCGGGUUUAUUUCUUUCUAUUCUUCAGUUUCAAAA